AUGAAAGAUUAUUUUAAAUUUAGAGAGUUUGCUGGCGCCGCUGGUCUUUGCGCUGCAAAAAAUGGAAAAGACUUUGGAUACGAAGUUACAGUUUUUGAACAAACGAAUAAAAUUGGAGGCACGUGGGUAUACACAGACAAUAUUGGAAAGGACAAAAACGGUUUAGAUGUUCACUCAAGCAGAUAUCAAGGCUUGUUCACAAAUCUACCAAAGGAAAUCAUGGGAUAUCCAACAAUUCCUUUUCCCGAACAAAACAAAUCAUACAUUCCAGCUGAAGAUGUUUUGAAGUAUUACGACUCUUAUGCUCAACAAUUUGAUUUACUAAAGCUUAUAAAGUUUGAACAUCACGUUUUACGAGUUCGACCAAUGCCGGAUGACACGUGGGAAGUUAUUGUCCAUGAUUUGGCCGUGAAAAAGUAUAUAACACUAAAUUUUAAUGUUAUAUUAGUAUGUAAUGGUCACUACGCCGCCCCAAACACACCAAAAAUCAAGGGACAAAAUCUGUUCAAGGGAAGACAAAUGCAUUCUCAUGAUUAUCGAUGUCCUGAGUUCUUCAUGGAUGAAAGUGUUUUAAUUAUUGGAGCAGGUCCAAGUGGAACUGAUUGCACAAUUGACAUAUCAAAAUUCGCGAAGAAUGUGACGUGGUCACAUCAUUUAGAAAAGCCUCCAAAUACACAAUUUAAUGAUAAUGUGGAUCAGAAACCAGAUGUGAAAGAAAUAACCGCACACGAAGUGACGUUUGUUGAUGGAUCAAGUCAAAAAUAUUCUGUCAUCAUCUACGCCACUGGUUACAAAUACACUUUUCCGUUUUUGUCUGCUGAUUGUGGAAUUUCUCGUGAAGAAAAUUAUGUUCAUCCAUUGUUCAAGCAUUGCUUGAAUAUCAAUCAUCCAACAAUGGGAAUCAUUGGACUUCCGAAUUAUGUCUGUCCAAAUCAAAUGUUCGACUUGCAGAUUAGAUUUUGUUUAACCUUCAUGACCGGUCGCAAGACGCUUCCGACAAAAGAAGAAAUGUUUGAAGAUACUGAACGAGAUAGAAAUGAACGCAAGAUUAAAGGUUUGGACAAUAGCAAAGGUCAUUAUAUGGGUGUAGGCAUUCAUGAUCGUUAUUACGAUGACCUUGCAGCUACAGCGGGAAUUGUUCCAAUUAAACCUGUCAUUGUAAAGAUGUUUGCAAAAGGACUUUGCAACACAAAGAAACAAAUGAAGCUUUGUGUAAUUGGAGCUGGAGCUGCAGGGUUGUGCGCUGCAAAACGUGGAGUUGAAUUUGGUUGUGAUGUAAUAGUUUUGGAACAAAGUGAACAAGUCGGUGGAACAUGGGUUUAUACAGACAAUGUGGGAAAGGAUAAGAAUGGCUUAGAUAUCCAUUCCAGUAUGUAUCGUGACGUGAAAACAGACAUUCCCAAGGAAAUUAUGGGAUAUCCUGAUUUCCCUUAUCCUGAACAACAACAGUCAUACAUACCAGCAAAAGAUGUUCUCGAGUAUUUGCAAUCUUACGCCAAGCAUUUUGAUUUAUUCAAAUUUAUUAAGUUCAAUAGUCUUGUUAUUCGUGUUCGACCUUUGUCUGAUGAUUCAUGGGAAGUUAUUGUGAAAGAUUUGCUCACAAAGAGUUUUGAAACAUUAUUUUUUGACGCGGUGUUGGUUUGCAAUGGACAUUAUUUUCUACCGAAUUUUCCAACAUUCCAUGGACAAGAAAAAUUCAAAGGAAGGCAAUUACAUACUCAUGACUAUCGUGUUCCUGAAAUAUUUGAAGGCGAAAAUGUUCUCAUCGUUGGAGCUGGUCCAAGUGGAUUGGAUUGCGUUGUUGCUUUAUCAAUGGUUGCUAAACAUGUUACUUGGUCGCAUCAUUCAGGAAUAUUGACUGGUGUUGAUGUUGGCGAUGCAUUAUGCCAUAAACCAGACAUUAAAGAAAUAAAUGAACAUUGUGUGACUUUCGUUGAUGAUACAACUCGUGAUUUCACAUCAAUUAUUUAUGCAACUGGUUACAAAUACUCUUUUCCAUUUUUAUCUGUCGAUUGUGCUGGAGCUGCAGGCUUGUGCGCUGCAAAACAUGGAGUUGAAUUUGGUUGCGAUGUAACAGUUUUGGAACAAAGUGAACAAGUCGGUGGAACAUGGGUUUAUACAGACAAUGUGGGAAAGGAUAAGAAUGGCUUAGAUAUCCAUUCCAGUAUGUAUCGUGACUUGCAUACAAACGCUCCCAAGGAAAUUAUGGGAUAUCCUGAUUUCCCUUAUCCUGAACAACAACAGUCAUACAUACCAGCAAAAGAUGUUCUCGAGUAUUUGCAAUCUUACGCCAAGCAUUUUGAUUUAUUCAAAUUUAUUAAGUUCAAUAGUCUUGUUAUUCGUGUUCGACCUUUGUCUGAUGAUUCAUGGGAAGUUAUUGUGAAAGAUUUGCUCACAAAGAGUUUUGAAACAUUAUUUUUUGACGCGGUGUUGGUUUGCAAUGGACAUUAUUUUCUACCGAAUUUUCCAACAUUCCAUGGACAAGAAAAAUUCAAAGGAAGGCAAUUACAUACUCAUGACUAUCGUGUUCCUGAAAUAUUUGAAGGCGAAAAUGUUCUCAUCGUUGGAGCUGGUCCAAGUGGAUUGGAUUGCGUUGUUGCUUUAUCAAUGGUUGCUAAACAUGUUACUUGGUCGCAUCAUUCAGGAAUACUGUCGGAUGUUGAUGUUGGCGAUGCAAUAUGCCAUAAACCAGACAUUAAAGAAAUAAAUGAACAUUGUGUGACUUUCGUUGAUGAUACAACUCGUGAUUUCACAUCAAUUAUUUAUGCAACUGGUUACAAAUACUCUUUUCCAUUUUUAUCUGUCGAUUGUGGUAUAGGCUGCGAUAACGGACACGUUUCCCCAUUGUUUAAGCAUUGCAUAAACAUAAAUCAUUCAUCGAUGGGAAUUAUUGGCGUUCCAAAUUUGACUUGUCCAAAUCAACUUUUUGAUUUACAGAUCAGAUUUUUUUUAACAUUUAUGACAGGUCGAAAAGAACUUCCAUCGAAAGCUAAAAUGUUGGAAGACACUGAGCGUGAAAUGUGUGAACGGAAGAAAAAGGGACUCGUGAACAAAAAAGCUCAUUUUUUGGGACCAGAAAUGCAAAAAACUUAUUUUCAUGAUUUGGCAACAAUUGCAGAUCUAGUUCCAAUCCUACCAUGUCAAACAGAAGGUUAUUCGCCUGGAGCUGCAGGCUUGUGCGCUGCAAAACAUGGAGUUGAAUUUGGUUGCGAUGUAACAGUUUUGGAACAAAGUGAACAAGUCGGUGGAACAUGGGUUUAUACAGACAAUGUGGGAAAGGAUAAGAAUGGCUUAGAUAUCCAUUCCAGUAUGUAUCGUGACGUGAAAACAGACAUUCCCAAGGAAAUUAUGGGAUAUCCUGAUUUCCCUUAUCCUGAACAACAACAGUCAUACAUACCAGCAAAAGAUGUUCUCGAGUAUUUGCAAUCUUACGCCAAGCAUUUUGAUUUAUUCAAAUUUAUUAAGUUCAAUAGUCUUGUUAUUCGUGUUCGACCUUUGUCUGAUGAUUCAUGGGAAGUUAUUGUGAAAGAUUUGCUCACAAAGAGUUUUGAAACAUUAUUUUUUGACGCGGUGUUGGUUUGCAAUGGACAUUAUUUUCUACCGAAUUUUCCAACAUUCCAUGGACAAGAAAAAUUCAAAGGAAGGCAAUUACAUACUCAUGACUAUCGUGUUCCUGAAAUAUUUGAAGGCGAAAAUGUUCUCAUCAUUGGGGCUGGUCCAAGUGGAUUGGAUUGCAUUCUUGAAGUAUCGAAGGUUGCCAAGAAUAUUUCUUGGUCGCAUCAUCCAUCAGGAAUACUGUCGGAUGUUGAUGUUGGCGAUGCAAUAUGCCAUAAACCAGACAUUAAAGAAAUAAAUGAACAUUGUGUGACUUUCGUUGAUGAUACAACUCGUGAUUUCACAUCAAUUAUUUAUGCAACUGGUUACAAAUACUCUUUUCCAUUUUUAUCUGUCGAUUGUGGUAUAGGCUGCGAUAACGGAUACGUUUCCCCAUUGUUUAAGCAUUGCUUAAACAUAAAUCAUUCAUCGAUGGGAAUUAUUGGCGUUCCAAGUGCGAUUUGUGCAAAUCAACUUUUUGAUUUACAGAUAAGAUUUUGUUUAACAUUUAUGACAGGUCGAAAAGAACUUCCAUCGAAAAUCAAAAUGUUGGAAGAUACUGAACGUGACAUAGCUAUGCGAAAAACAUACGGACUCGUGAACAAAAAAGCUCAUUUUAUGGGAACAGACCUGCAAAAAAUUUAUUUCGAUGAUUUGGCUACAAUCGCAGAUCUGGUUCCAAUCCUAACAGUUAUAAAUAAAUUAUUUACCAGAGGAAUUCACGAGUUUAUUCAUAAUACUACAAAUUUCAGAAAAGGAAAAUAUAAAAUUGUAGAUGAAGAAAAUUUUAUCAAUUUGUAA
Clunio marinus is the source of this 4395-nucleotide messenger RNA. The record is from the annotation of a GenBank genome assembly. Lineage: Eukaryota; Metazoa; Arthropoda; Insecta; Diptera; Chironomidae.